Boeremia exigua is the source of this 1162-nucleotide messenger RNA. RefSeq lists its product as uncharacterized. The record is from RefSeq and is a predicted model, not a curated record. NCBI's taxonomy places the organism in Eukaryota, Fungi, Ascomycota, Dothideomycetes, Pleosporales, Didymellaceae. Bases 121 to 696 code for a protein of 191 amino acids. The transcript has 2 exons.
ACAACUACAGUCAACGCAACGCAACUGCAGGCAAUCUUUCACCCAUUUUGUUCGCUCAGCUACCAACAGCAGCUACCCCGCUACCCCACUACACUACGUACCUUCGGUCGAUCGCCCGCAAUGUCUGAUCCUGUCACCUACAACUUCUACGGUGCAACCAUUCCCGUACUGCGCAGCAUCCAUAACUCAGUAAUCAAGUCGCUUCGUACCGCCAAGGAUGAGCAAGCAAAGGGUGACCGUCCCUCUGACGAGGAAGUUCUCAACUCGGCCUUCGGCGACAUGCUACCGUUCCGCGUGCAGCCCAUACUCACGGUCAAAUUCUCGCUGGCGGCUCUCAAGUACUUGGAAUUGUCCAAGGUCGAGCACCCUGCUCUGAGGUCUGAUUGGAAGUCUUUUGAUGAGAUCAUCGAGUUCUUCGAGGCCGCCAAUAAGGUGCUUGAUGGCGUUGAUGAGAAGACGUUCAACGACGCUGCUGAGAAGAGUCUCGAGGUUUCUGUCAGCCCCGCAGCGCCCGUUCUACAGAUAACUGGCUUCGCCGAUCAUGUCCACACCUUUGUUAUCCCCAACUCAUAUUUCCACCUCAACGCUAUGUACAUGCUGUUGAGAAACGCUGGAUUCAAGCUGGGUAAAGGCAUCUUCCUUGAUGCUUUCAUGAGCGAGCAACAGAAGAAGGACUGGGCACCUUUGAAGGGUUAGAUGAUUGCCAUGAGCAGAAAAAAUCUAGGAGCAAGUACAAAUGCAAUGAGACAUGUUUGCUAAGCCCUGGCACAAAGAUCUCGAAGGUUUCUUAUGUAUACGCAUGGUGAUAUGUACACAAACCAGCUUAACGUAAGCGCACACAAGACAAUUGGAGGCUCUUGCAUCUCGUGCUCGGGGAGGGUCAGCGACCUUAUGCUUCCAAGUAAACGCGAGGUGUCGACGGUAACAAGACUGCUGGAGGAUUGUCAGCAACAGAAGCCUUUCCAUUCGCUGAACCUAAUGCCAAGGUUCCAAGCAUGCGAAGCUUUCACAGAUGUUCGAAAUAAGCACAAUCAGCUCAAAGGCCCUCAUACGUGGUUAAAGUUCGCGAGCAAUGGCUAUGUACUACUGUAAGUAAUUUUCUGGCCCACUGAUGCAACCGUGAUUAUGUUGCGACCCUAGCAAGGAGUCCGCCAAGAUGCCC